Molecule: messenger RNA, 979 nt
Organism: Ilex paraguariensis (yerba mate)
Lineage: Eukaryota; Viridiplantae; Streptophyta; Magnoliopsida; Aquifoliales; Aquifoliaceae
Source: the annotation of a GenBank genome assembly
GCUUUUGCUCGGCUCAGUGCUGUAUAUGGUGGGACGUACAUGCUGAAUAAACCUGAGUGCAAGGUGGAGUUUAAUGAGGAAGGCAAGGUUCUUGGUGUCACAUCAGAAGGUGAAACUGCUCAGUGCAAGAAAGUUGUAUGUGAUCCUUCCUACUUGCCCAACAAGGUUAGGAAAGUUGGAAGGGUUGCAAGGGCAAUUUGCAUUAUGAGCCACCCAAUCCCAAAUACCAAUGAUUCUCACUCAGUGCAGGUUAUUCUACCACAAAAGCAAUUGGGUCGCAAAUCAGAUAUGUAUCUUUUUUGUAGUUCUUACUCGCACAAUGUUGCCCCAAAGGGGAAGUUUAUUGCAUUCGUCUCGACAGAGGCAGAGACUGAUCAGCCUGAGAUUGAACUAAAGCCUGGAAUUGAGCUUCUAGGGCAAGUGGAGGAGAUAUUCUUUGAUGUUUAUGACAGAUAUGAACCAGUCAAUGAGCCCUCUCUGGACAAUUGUUUCAUAUCGACUAGCUAUGAUGCCACCACUCACUUUGAGUCAACCGUUGUGGAUGUGCUCAACAUGUACACCAUGAUUACUGGAAAGGUUCUGGACCUCAACGUUGAUUUAAGUGCUGCCAGUGCUGCUGAAGAAUGAGAAAACCUUUGGUUUCUGCAUGUUCCUAUUCGUGUUCAGUUCUGCCAAAUUCCUAAACAUUGCAAGUUUCCGGUGGAAUUUGCCUAGUGAAAAAGGGAUCAUAUUUAAUUGGUUGUCUGCUUUCUUAUCAUAGACAAGUAUUACAUGAUAUGUAAUAGAAGAUGCAUUUAUAUACUCGUUGAAAUCUUGUUUUCAAUUCGUCUUUACGUGGUUUCUUAAUGUUAUAACCGGAAGAACAAAGUCGGAAUGAGCAUUCAUGAGUUGGAUUUCCACCUUCAAAAGAUGGUACUAAGUUUGAGACUGGGAUACCACUCAUAAUUUGGGCCCUUUUAUUUUUUUUUUCGGUGUUGAA